Messenger RNA from Dermatophagoides pteronyssinus (European house dust mite), 1575 nucleotides. Its product is annotated as DEAD-box ATP-dependent RNA helicase 37-like. Lineage: Eukaryota; Metazoa; Arthropoda; Arachnida; Sarcoptiformes; Pyroglyphidae. The record is from RefSeq and is a predicted model, not a curated record.
GAGCAAGAAAUUUUUGCUAACGUAAGUGAAAAAGGGAAAGGCAUUAACUUUGAUUCCUACGAUAAAAUUGACGUCGAAAUCAGCGGCGAAGGCAGUAAAAACAUCAUCCCCCUUGAAACAUUGAUGGCUAUUUCUGACGAAACCAUGGACGAAAUUAAGAAAAACAUUGAAAGAGUCGGAUACGAUAAACCAACACCAGUGCAAAAGUACGGUAUCCCCAUCCUUCUAGGUGGCCACGAUUUAAUGGCUUGUGCACAAACCGGUAGUGGUAAGACAGCUGCCUUUUUACUUCCCAUAAUCAUCAAAAUGACGAAUUCUCCUCCUCCAGCUUCGUUCUAUAACGGUCGAUUUUUCGAAAUCGCUGAGCCAGUUGCACUAAUCAUCUCGCCAACGAGAGAACUGACACUCCAAAUUUCUCAGGAAGCCAAGAAGUUUGCCUUCAAAACAGGUUUGGCCGUAGUUGAAAUAUACGGAGGAAACGACGCGCGAUCUCAAAUUGAUAAACUAUCUCAGGGCUGUGAUAUUUGCAUCGCUACUCCAGGACGUCUUAUUGACUUGUUAAAACGAAAGAGAAUCUCACUAGAAAACGUACAAUUCCUAGUUCUCGACGAAGCAGACCGCAUGCUUGAUAUGGGUUUCAUUCCCCAAAUAGCUGAAAUCAUUGAAGAUUUUAAUUUGCCAGAAAGUCGCCAAACUACUAUGUUUAGCGCCACUUUCCCGCAAGAAAUUCAGAAAUUGGCAGCUGUAUUUAUGAGAAACUAUUUGUAUUUGACCGUUGGAAGAGUUGGAAGCGCAUCUAGCCUGAUCAAACAAUCGUUUUUCUAUGCCGAAGAAGACGAAAAACCUCAGCAACUAUUAAACAUACUCAAGGACCAUCUUGGUAAAGUUUUAAUAUUUGUCGAAACCAAACGAAAAGCUGACUCGCUCGAAUAUUUCUUGCGCAAGAGUGGAAUUUCUGCGCUCAGUAUUCACGGUGAUAAAUGUCAGCUCCUGAGAAACGACGCACUACAAAAGUUUAAAAGUGGAAUUGUAAAAGUGCUCGUAGCAACUGAUGUUGCUUCCAGAGGACUUGACAUUCACUCUAUUACUUGGGUAAUCAAUCUCGAUUUACCUCACAAUAUUGAUGAAUAUGUACAUCGUAUUGGGCGAACAGGAAGGGCCGGCAAAAAUGGGCUUGCCACUUCCUUUAUCAAUGAAGAAAAUAAAAACAUAUUAAAGCCGUUGAUAGCUCUGCUCAAAGAGACAAACCACGACGUCCCCCAGUGGUUGAUUGAACUUGUUCAACAUUGCACUAGCAACAGCUACUCAAAACAUUAUAAUAAUUCUAGAUAUCAAAAAUCUUACUCUUCAUCUAAUAGAUCGGUCUCCUCGAACUACCACAACAAUAAUAAUAACAAUUCAAAAUCUUACGGCUACUAUCAGCAAAACAAUAGUUACAAAUCACAAAACGUGCCAACAAACACUUACACCAAAAGUAAAGUGUCCUCUAGUUCUUAUAUGAAUUCUACUAGACCUAACACCGGUUAUGAUUGUUGUCCUAAUUCAUUAUCCAGUCAAUUAUGUAUAAUGAGUUGA